AAAAAAUGGUCAUAUUCAGUAUCCUGGUGAGAAUGAAUAUUCAAAGUUGAUACAAAGCAAUGGAGGCACUUGCAAUGCAUAUACGAGUGGUAAUCGUACGAACUAUUAUUUCGAUAUUCAUCCAAGUCUAUUAUCUGAUGCACUCGAUGUAUUCGCUCACUUUUUUAUUUCACCACUCUUGUCUCCGUCUUCCAUCGGUCGUGAAUUACAAGCGGUUCAUUCCGAAUUUGAAAGCUAUCUAGGUCAAGAUUCUUGGCGUAUUUUUCAAGUUGACAAAUUAACAUCUGAUCCUGAACAUCCCUAUUCGAGAUUUACCAUCGGAAAUAUGGAAUCGUUGCGAACAACAUCGAAUCUAUGUGGAACCGAUAUUCGACAAGUUUUAAUUGAUUUUUAUGAAAAUGAAUAUUCAGCCAACCGUAUGAGUUUAGCUGUACUGGGUAAUCGUAAAUUAACAAAUGUAUGUGUUAUUGAUGUGAGUAGUACAGUAAAGCUAGAUUUUGAAACUGUUUUCGUGUUACUUAAACAUCAUGAUCUACAAUUAGAUGAUUUAUUCUGUGCUGGUGAUAAUCCAAAACUAACCAAACAAUUUUGA
This is a messenger RNA of Rotaria sordida, 592 nucleotides long. The record is from the annotation of a GenBank genome assembly. Lineage: Eukaryota; Metazoa; Rotifera; Eurotatoria; Philodinida; Philodinidae.